Molecule: messenger RNA, 1558 nt
Organism: Branchiostoma floridae (Florida lancelet)
Lineage: Eukaryota; Metazoa; Chordata; Leptocardii; Amphioxiformes; Branchiostomatidae
Product: alpha-N-acetylgalactosaminide alpha-2,6-sialyltransferase 5-like
Exons: 5
Coding region: 110-1120 (336 amino acids)
Biological process (GO): ganglioside biosynthetic process
Molecular function (GO): alpha-N-acetylgalactosaminide alpha-2,6-sialyltransferase activity
Source: RefSeq, a predicted model, not a curated record
CUGUGACAGGUAAUUACAUGUAAACAGCAAUCCUGUGACCUAGUUUCCUGUUAGAACCAACUGUGUAUCACUUUGUGGCUAGUUGUGCACCUUAUUAUUACCAACGAUCAUGGACUUGUGUCCUUUGCUGUUACACUUCACAAACCAUAAGACCAGAAGCCAGUUCCUGAUUGGACUGUUGUUAGGAUGCACACUUUACAUGUUGGUGGCGUUUCCCGUCUACUUGUAUCUGGGAGAACACCAAACCCAGCCUCUGUGCCAAGCUGAACUGAUUAAAAGACUUCAAGCAGAACAAACCGAAGUCCCGACCCCCAUCUCGAACCCGACCGCCGGCCCUACCAGACCCCCCGGUCCGGUCCACCCGGCACCGUUCAAUGUUACCAACCCCCUGAGUGGGUACGUCAACGUGCUGAAGGAUAGAGAGCCCUUGAAGUUGCACUGCAGUGUCUGUGCCCUGGUGUCCAAUUCUGCGCAGUUACUUCACCACGAAGCCGGGACAGAAAUCGACAAGGCCGACUGUGUCAUACGCAUGAACGACGCUCCUGUCUUCGGAUUUGAGAAGCACGUUGGAACAAGGACUACAGUCCGCGUGGUAUCACACAGCAGUGUCCCCAGCAUCAAGAAAGUUCGUUAUAUUUCGAAAUAUAGCGGUCUGAAAGUUGUAGCCUGGGGUCCGAACCAUACCAUGAGGACAGAUGGAAAAGGGGGGACGUACAAUCUUUUGUCAGAGUUAGCUGAAGAGAAUUCAAAGGUUAUAGAGGUGUACAUGCUGACUCAACAGAGAAUGGGGUAUGCUGACAAAGUGUUUGAGAAUGAAACGGGGAAGCCAAGAAAAACUUCCGGCACGUGGCUGAGUACAGACUGGUUCAGUAUGAUCCUGGCCACAGAGAUGUGUGAUCACAUUAAGGUGUACGGGAUGAGCAAUGGAAAUAACUGCAAAAACCCCGAAGACAAGUCAGUGAGACUCCAUUACUACGGCGGCAAUGCUCAGAAAGAGUGCGACGAACUCAAGAAUAUGGAGAAAAGAAAGAAGGGUUCACUUCGCCUACUCACGGAGAGAAAGGCAUUUCAACUGUGGGCACAAUACCAUAAUAUCAGCUUUAACUUUCCAAUAUGGUGACUGACUAAAGAAGUAUAAAAACCCCUACUGUGAAUUUUGUGUAGUAAGUCACUCAAUAUGGAUUCCUCUACGUAAUGCGAGUAUUUGUAUCAUGGACUUCUCUUUGUUAUGUUUAUAGUAUACAUGUGUAAUCAAUCUAUUAUAGAAUACAUGGGGCACUUCAUUUUCAACUGUCUUCAAACAAGAAGUCAAACCCCGUAAUAGUUACGUAGACUUAGUACCCUAUCCUGUACCAUAUGUACAUUCAUCCACUUAUAUUUGUAUAUUAGAAUUUAGUUCAUCUACUUGUACUCGAACUACAUUCAUUCAUUUCAUGUAUUUAGUCUUUCUUCUCUUGCAAUUAGCCCCAUGGGCAUGAAUUUGCAAUAAACAUUUCUUUUUGGUACUGUGUGUAAACUGUAUACGUGUAUCCAGGACUUCCAUUUUAGCCACUGAGUG